AUGCCUAGCCAUAUCCAGUUUGCAGAACCGACCUUGAAGAAAAAAGCAGUCCGACCGUCUCGAAGGGAGACGAGGGAUAAUAUCACGAGUGAAGAAAAGGGGUCGACCCAAAGGACACUGUCUCCUGGCAGUGAAAUCGUUUACCCGACAGGAUGGAGGCUCAUCCUUACUACCAUAGGGCUUCUGAUUGGCUUCUUCCUAUCCAAUUUGGACGUGACAAUUGUGAGCUCUUCACUCACCAACAUUACGGAUAGUCUAGACGGGUUUGAGAAAAGAAGCUGGAUUAUCACCGGGUAUCUAGCCACUUAUACAGGCUUUAUGGCAAUAUGGACAAAAGCCAGCGACAUAAUCGGGCGGAAACAGACUACAAUUGCUGCUCUCGUGAUUCUGCUCGCAUUUUCAAUCGGAUGUGGUUGCGCGCAGACUGUCGAUCAACUGCAUUGGAGGUGCCGGUGCAUACGCGCUCGCAAUUCUCUGCAUAUACGAGAUUGCCCCAAAACACGCCUUCCCACCUAUAGUGGCAUCAUGUCGUGCUGUCUUGCUCUAGCUUGCCUGAUAGGGCCAAUCAUUGGAGGUGCCCUUGCGGGGGACUCGGCUUGGAGAUGGGUCUUCCUUAUCAAUGCUCCGCUAUGUGCUAUUGCAAUCGCCAUCAUCAUGAUUGCGAUGCCCAAGAAUUUCGGUCUUGAUCAACACACACCUUCCUUCAGAACCAGGGCAUCAUACAGAUCCUUUGCCAACCUUGACCUCGUGGGAUCGGUACUCAUGAUAAUUGGAUCAUUCUUGAUCGUCACAGUCCUAAAUGAAACAAAUCUUGCAUUUUCAUGGGUUUCGGGCAGUGCGAUUGUGCUCCUUGUACUCACGGGAGUUUCCUGGGUUGCGUUCUUUGCCUGGGAGUGGUACAUAUCGGGGAUUCCUGGAAAGGACCCAAUCUUUCCGAAGCGUUGGUUCUUUGAUCGUCCAUGGAUGGGUAUUCUCAUUACGUCAUUCGUGACCGGUGCACCAUUCAACGUCGUCUUGGUGUAUGUCCCACAGCAAGCCCAAAUCCUGCUAGACAAAUCGCCUCUCGACUCGGGCAUCUAUCUCAUCGGAUACUCUGCUGUUGCAGCAGCUGCCGCUGCUCUUAUCAAUAUUAUCAGCUCCAAGGGUCGUAUCCCUUUCAUUUAUUCUCUGCUUGUGGGCUGCGUGAUACACACCGUCGGUGUCGGACUCCUGUCAACCAUUGCCACUUCAAAGGGGUUUCACGCAACGGAUGUCGUUUAUGGAGUGAUUGCUGGUAUCGGUAUGGGUUUGAUCUUGGGUGUUCUAAUGCUAGCAACACCGUACAUAGUUGAGGAUAGAGAUCUCGCGAUUGGCACUGGUACUGUGGUCCAGCUUCGAUUUUUGGGUGGUGCUAUUGGGCUCGCCAUUGCCUCGAAUAUCCUUAAUGGCCACCUUUCACAUCAUCUAAAAGGUGUCCUAUCAUCGCACGAAUUACAUUUGUUUCUUGAGAAUGUGAAAUCAAUCACACACCUGUCGCCACAAUUACAGGAGCAGGUCAAGGGUGUCUUGGCCGAAAGUUACACUACACAGCUGAGGGUCAUGAUUGGAUUUGCGGCUGUGCAACUUCCAGCAGUUUUCCUACUCAUCAAGCCAGGCCAGCGGCAACUUGCGGCUGACAGAGUGGCUGCAGGGUAA
Molecule: messenger RNA, 1674 nt
Organism: Penicillium daleae
Lineage: Eukaryota; Fungi; Ascomycota; Eurotiomycetes; Eurotiales; Aspergillaceae
Exons: 7
Coding region: 1-1674 (557 amino acids)
Biological process (GO): transmembrane transport
Molecular function (GO): transmembrane transporter activity
Source: RefSeq, a predicted model, not a curated record